AAACACAGAGUUUAGUUUUGUUCAUUUAACUGAGUGAAAGCCCGACUCUCUGCUUUUCUGUUUGGAGGCAACAACUUGGAGAUGCAAAAUAUGACUUUUUUUGGUCUGUCAAUUUUUGUUCUUGCUUCUUUCUGCCUCCUUUCUACCUGCAGCAAGCCGGUAGGUGUCCACUUACGGAACAUGGACAGUUUCAUCCGCGCUGUGCAGCAAGUUGAGGACUCUGACCCUGGCAUGUCCCCUCUGGCUCUGGUCAGGGCCCUGCGGAGGACUGCUGGCCAUGAUGAUGCAAUGACAAUCCAUUUCCUGGGUGCGUCAAAUAAUCUCAGUGAUGCUGAAGUCCUUGAGACAACAAUGCUUAAUGCCUCGCGCUUCAGCUUUUUUGAUAAGGCCAUCCAUCAUAUUGUGACAGACUAUGGAGAGGAACGUGGGGUGGUUCUUGCUCCAGAUGGCACCACAGUGGCACUUGCACCAUUACUGCUGGGAAUCGAGUCAGGACUGAGGGCAAAGAUUGAGGGGAAGCCAGCUAAUGGCAUCUUCCCUCUUACCUUGGCCAGGACACUGGGCCUGUCCUUCCUCAGCCUCCAGGACUUCCCACCACGUUAUCGCAUGGGGCCAAGUGGGUGCUGGGACAAUGUGGAGCACCCUAAGGUGUUCAGUCUGUCUCGGCUUCCCACUCUGGCCACUGAUGCUAUGAUUAAUGGUGGCAUGGAUGGAGUUGUACUGGGCAUGAACCUCAGCAAUCAAAGUGAAUCUGAAAAGCCAAAAGCCCUCAGUAAGAUCUUGAAAGGAUACUAUAGUUUUACUUUGCAUGAGGGGCAGGGCCUUGAUGCUGUGACCAGCCACAUUAGCCCGAAGCGACGGGAGAUAUCUAGAGCCUUUCUGGAACCACUUGAUUUACACAGCCAGGUGAUGGAGACACUGGCAUUGGUCUGGAAGCUGGAGAAGACAGAAUGGAUUGCCUGGGACACUGGAGUGGGGCAAGCGGUGAAGGAUGGAUUGAAGGCAUUUGUGCACAUAUACUGGGACUGCCCUCAAAUCAUUCGUCGUUGUCAGUGGGGGGCAAAAUCCCUCCAGGAUACCCCCAUCCCACUGUCUUUGCCCCUUCACUUCCUGUAUGUGCACCACACCUACGAGCCAUCCUCACCCUGUAUGUCCUUCCCACAGUGCUCUCGUGACAUGAGAGCCAUGCAGAGGUUCCACCAGGAGGACCGUGGCUGGAGCGACAUCGGAUACAACUUUGUGGUGGGCUCUGACGGCUACGUAUAUGAAGGAAGAGGUUGGAAAUACCUCGGCACACACACCAGGGGCCACAAUAGCCUCGGGUAUGGAGUGUCAAUCAUUGGUAACUACACCGCCACCCUUCCCUCUCGCCACGCCAUGGACCUAUUGCGUCAUCGUCUGGUCCAUUGUGCAGUAAAUGGAGGAGGAUUGUCUGCCAACUUCACCAUCCAUGGCCACAGGCAGGUGGUAAACACUUCCUGUCCUGGAGAUGCCUUCUUCUCUGAAAUAAGAAGCUGGGAACACUUCAGGUUCUGACAGGAGUCCCACUGCCACAUGAGUCGCCUUACACAUCAUCAAUGCUUCUUCAGGGAAGGAACUGUUUGAUUUGGUUAAGUUUUGAAAUUGUUUCACUACAUGAAAUGGACAUUCAAUCCUCCAAACUUUGGACUAAUUUAUAAUUUGUAUGUAGAUGAGUUGAGAGCCAUCUAUUCCAGUGCAGGAUUAAUUAAAAUCAAAUGGAUCUCCCUGGUCACACCUCAAAUGUGGGGCACCGAUGAUAUAAUAGAGAGACUAAGGCACUGAGCUCAGGUCUGAGAUGAAUUAACAUCCAACUCACUUGAAUGUACAGAGAUCCUAAGGAUGUUAGAUGGGGUGAACGUCUUGAUUCAACAGCUGUUAUUUACCUUGUUAGACGGAUCACUAUUUAAAGGUCCAGUGUGUAAGAUUUAGGUGAAAGGGAACUAUUGGCAGAACUUUAAUGUAGAAUAAUUCUCAUGAUGUUUUCACUAGUUCAUUUCAUCUAAAUUGUAUGAAUUGUAGUUUUCUUUAGCCCAGAAAAGGCCCUUUAUAUUUAAAUACUUUAUAUUUACAUCGAGGGGACCCUCUCUACGGAGGCCGCCAUGUUUUUUACAGUCCAGACUGGACCAACUAAACAUCUUUUGAGUUUUUAUGACAAGUAAAGGCUACCACAGUUUCUUUUUCAUGUUUGGAAGGAGAGGGUGAGGUGCAACAUGCAAUUUCAACACUAGGUAUCACAAAAUUCUACACACUGUACCUUUAAAGCUUUGAGUUUUUGAAUCAUGGUGAGUAUUAUGAGACAUAUAUGUGUUUUUCCCUAAGCAAACAAAACAUAAAUAGAUGGAUUUCUGAUAUACUGCAAACUGGAGGUUUUAAGUUGAUAAAUAUCCUGAAUUAUGAGGGACAUAUUCAUGUAAAAUCAUCUUUUUUCUCCUUGAAACAAUAAAGAGUCUGUCACAUGUAA
This is a messenger RNA of Paralichthys olivaceus (Japanese flounder), 2482 nucleotides long. Its product is annotated as N-acetylmuramoyl-L-alanine amidase. Lineage: Eukaryota; Metazoa; Chordata; Actinopteri; Pleuronectiformes; Paralichthyidae. The record is from RefSeq and is a predicted model, not a curated record. Gene Ontology annotation, biological process: peptidoglycan catabolic process; defense response to Gram-positive bacterium; detection of bacterium. Gene Ontology annotation, molecular function: peptidoglycan binding; N-acetylmuramoyl-L-alanine amidase activity; peptidoglycan immune receptor activity.